Messenger RNA from Symbiodinium pilosum, 447 nucleotides. Lineage: Eukaryota; Dinophyceae; Suessiales; Symbiodiniaceae. The record is from the annotation of a GenBank genome assembly.
AUGGCUCUCGCUUUGAAGUUGGUGGGCUGCGGCCUGCUGCUGGUGGCGCUGUCCUCCCUGCAGCAGACCUUCGUGCCAGCGGUGUCUGGCAAGCAGGAUGUCCCACGCCCAGAGAUCAGCGUUGCGAGGCCGACCGGCAUGACCCAGGGCCAGGGCAUUGAGGCCAGCGCGCCCAGCAGCAGCAUGAUGCCCCUUGCUGUCGGGCUCUCUCUUGGCUUGGCGUUGGUGCUCCCACAGCGGGCAAUGGCUGCCAGCACUGGCAACGAGGACAUCGGAACCCUGGUGGACCGACUCUUCACCAAGGAGGCCAUGGGAGCCUUUGGAAUCGCAGGAUUGUCUUGGAAUGCCUUCUACCUCCUCUUCGGCCUCUCCGGCGUCGGCAUCCUCGGCCUGGCCGUCAUCCUCACCGUCUUCUUGCCCCCAGCCCGCACCAUGAAGGACAAGUGA